This is a messenger RNA of Populus euphratica (Euphrates poplar), 363 nucleotides long. RefSeq lists its product as uncharacterized. The coding region runs from base 1 to 363 and encodes 120 amino acids. NCBI's taxonomy places the organism in Eukaryota, Viridiplantae, Streptophyta, Magnoliopsida, Malpighiales, Salicaceae. The record is from RefSeq and is a predicted model, not a curated record. The transcript has a single exon.
AUGGCUUCCAAGGUCUCAAACAAGCCUAUGUUUACAUCAACGUCCAUAGCUGAUGCAGCUACGUGGUAUUGUGCCCUAGUCCUUCUUGCCCUAAUACUGUUUACUUCUUUAAGAGAAGCAUCUCCCACAUACGAUGAUGAUCAUCACCAUGAUAUUGUUGCUGUCAAGGGCAAUCAUGUAUUGGACCGACCGUGCGAUGAAAUUUAUAUUGUAAAGGAAGGAGAAACCCUUCACACCAUCAGUGAUAAGUGUGGUGACCCUUUUAUCGUGGAGGAGAAUCCUCAUAUUCAUGAUCCCGAUGAUGUUUUCCCUGGUCUAGUUAUCAAAAUUACUCCUUCAAGGUCUAGGAAAUUAUUGCUCUAG